Messenger RNA from Penicillium bovifimosum, 777 nucleotides. RefSeq lists its product as uncharacterized. The transcript has 2 exons. The record is from RefSeq and is a predicted model, not a curated record. Lineage: Eukaryota; Fungi; Ascomycota; Eurotiomycetes; Eurotiales; Aspergillaceae. The coding region runs from base 1 to 777 and encodes 258 amino acids.
AUGUCAGGGUAUCCAGAGAUGUCCGGCUCGGACUCACCCGACAUCAAAUGCUUCCAAGAAUUACCAGAUGACACAUUCGAAGCCAUCGGGUUAGAGACCAAAACUAUCCGAAGGAUCACAAGACAGCAACAGAACCUUCCUAUCGACGUGAUAAAAUACCUACUCUUCACAAACGUCCCCCCAACCGUCGCGGAAGAGAUAUCUUCAAGCUCCACUCGACAUAUGUUCAAUUACGAUACUCAAUCUAUGAUCUUAAAGCUCGUAACUGGGGCCCAUCAGACAGCUUCCCGCGCCCUACUCUGUGAAGUACAAUACAUCCUACUCGGUAUGGACCUACAUCGAUCGAUUCUGCCGCUAGGGUCUACCCGUGUCCGGGGACGCGAUGCAAAAUGGCCAACCGUUGCGGUAGAAAUUGGGGUCUCUGACUCCUACGGGAAGUUGAAGGCGGAUGCCGAAUGGUGGCUGUCGAAUUCAAGGGGUGAGGUGAAGCUUGUGAUCAUCGUGUCUAUCAAUAGAAAGACUCCUGGUAUCAAGUUUGAGACUGUUGUUUUGGAUGUCGGCUCCUUACGACACUCCCGCUACGUCACAACCAUACGACAGACCAUUAUGGUAUCCCGUCGCGGCGAACAGAUUACCGUUAGCCCGGAAGUGCCCUUGACAAUUGAGUUUGAAGAGUUGUUUUGUCGACAACCAGUCUCGCCGGAGCAUAAGAUUGAUAUCUCUCCUGAUCAGUUGAGAUAUAUCUCAAGCGACGUUUGGGAGCAGCAAGGUCUCUAG